Penicillium digitatum Pd1 is the source of this 831-nucleotide messenger RNA. RefSeq lists its product as uncharacterized. Gene Ontology annotation, biological process: amino acid transport; transmembrane transport. The record is from RefSeq and is a predicted model, not a curated record. Gene Ontology annotation, cellular component: membrane. NCBI's taxonomy places the organism in Eukaryota, Fungi, Ascomycota, Eurotiomycetes, Eurotiales, Aspergillaceae. Gene Ontology annotation, molecular function: transmembrane transporter activity.
AUGUCUGAAGAAACCCACGAUGCCGCCGUGCGAGGACCAGUUGCUAUUCAAACAGCUGUUCUGGUGUCUGGGACACUUGGAUGGCUCCUAACCGUCUCAAUGUGCUUCUGUCUGACAGACCUUGAUGGAAUUUUAGCCUCCCCUACCGGUCUUCCCGCAGCUCAGAUCUUCCUCAAUGCUGGUGGCAAACGAGGCGGCACGACCAUGUGGGCAUUUGCCAUUCUGGUCCAAUUAUUCACAGGCUGUUCAGCCAUGCUGGCAGAUACAAGAAUGGCCUUUGCCUUUGCCCGAGACGAUGCGCUUCCAUUUUCAAAGUUCCUUUCCAAAGUCAAUCUUCGCACCCACACCCCUAUAAAUGCAGUGUGGUUCGUGGUUAUCUUCAGCGUAGGUUUGAACUGCAUCGCCAUUGGAUCCACACAAACAGCAACUGCAAUCUUCAACAUAACUGCCCCGGCACUGGACCUGUCUUAUGUGUCUGUCAUUCUCGCCCAUCAGCUCUAUAAAUCGAAAGUCAAAUUCAUCGAGGGCCCCUUUACGCUUGGCAAAUGGGGUACCUAUUUAAACUACAUCGCUGUUGUCUGGGUCUUGUUCAUCAGCACAAUUCUCUUCUUCCCGCCACAGCUUCCUGUGACGCCCGCGAAUAUGAACUACGCCGUCUGUGUUGGCGGCUUCAUUGCCGCUUUUGCUUUGAUGUGGUGGUGGGUUGCAGCUCGAGGAAAAUACACCGGUCCUCAAACCGAUGAUAUCAUACGAGAAGUUCCCACCGAGGAAGAUGGUAACGAUGGUGGCGAUGGCAACGAUUCCGAAGAGUCAGGCGAGAUUGCUGUUUAG